AUGGAUCCGAUAUCUCUGAUGCGCACUAUGUUAGAUGUCCUCCGCUUGCUAUCGAUAACCAUUCUCUCUCUCAUUCUCUGUAUUGUCCUCAUCUGCAUCCUGAUUGCACUGCUAUUUUUGUUAUCUUUCGUCCUUUUACACGGCCUCACAAUCGCUUUUUCUUACUCAGGAGCCGAUGUGUGGCAAAUUUUAGAAUAUUGGUUCCAAUCUUCGAAUCAGAAAGGUCUCCUCACCAUCGCAAGCUUGAUAGCCAAGUUCCAGACUUCAAAGGAUGAUAUGAGUUUGCAGAUGUUCUAUCUCCAGGGCAUGAGGAAGUUGGUGACUGAGUCGACUACACUAGUACAGCGAGAGGUCUACAUAUCUGGAUUAAUUGAAAGAUACCAAGAAGGGGAAGGCGAUCUGCCUCGGGCACCAGAGGUAGCGAUCUGGAAACUCCAACAGGAAUUGAAGAGCUUGUCAACAAAACUUCAAGGGAAAUGGUGGGAUAUCAAGAGUCAUACCUUGAAGUACCCUGGCGGUGCAUGGGUCCGAGAAGACGAAAGAAAACCCCCUAUACACAAACGGCGUGAUGAAUCACUCGCAUGCAGAGCCCGGGGAGGUUGCUGUGCCUUUGGCUGUGGAUGCUGCGAGAAAAUCCGCUCCUUCAGGAAUGUCCCGAAGGAGAGGCCAGCUGUAUUCUUGUACUCGCACUGCACGAAUGAGUGUGCUUGCUGUUAUCGACGCGACUGUCGAAGCUUCGCACCGGAUAAAAGCUUGUUUAAUGAAUACAGGUCUGAUACCUAG
Penicillium taxi is the source of this 783-nucleotide messenger RNA. RefSeq lists its product as uncharacterized. The record is from RefSeq and is a predicted model, not a curated record. NCBI's taxonomy places the organism in Eukaryota, Fungi, Ascomycota, Eurotiomycetes, Eurotiales, Aspergillaceae. The coding region runs from base 1 to 783 and encodes 260 amino acids. The transcript has a single exon.